Molecule: messenger RNA, 3096 nt
Organism: Naegleria gruberi
Lineage: Eukaryota; Heterolobosea; Eutetramitea; Acrasida; Naegleriidae
Exons: 1
Coding region: 1-3096 (1031 amino acids)
Source: RefSeq, a predicted model, not a curated record
AUGGACAAUUCCCCACUACAACAACACUCUCCAAAUAAUUCAUUCCCAGCAAUACAAGAAGAAGCAGAAGAAGGAUCCUUAAGAAGAAUAACAUCAACAUAUUCCCAUCACCAUCUCAACUCAACACAACAACCCUUAAAUCAAACUACUUCCAAUAAUCAAGCAAACAAUAUGAAUGUAAUUGCAUCUUAUCAGACUUCCCCACAUGCUUCAUCAACAUCCUUAUAUAAGGAUUCUUUUCCAAAAAGUUUCCAUUCUCCACCUCAGCCUACAACCAUGCAUGGUAGCAAUCUUUCUAUACUACGAAUCCAAUCAUCUCCAACUCCAAAAAACUUCACCGCCUCAUCACAUAUAUCCAACCAACAACCAUCUAUGAAUGAAAGGCAACAACAACCUGCCAACUCUUCAAAGAGCUUUCAUAGCACCGAUCUUUGUGAUCUCACAUUAGGUAGUAAGGCCACAAAUAUGUCCUGUGAAAUUCAAUCGAGCUAUAGUUCAUUGCCUACCAUUCACCAAGAUUCGAACAUGUGUUCUCCCAUAGUGAUUCAACAAAGAGUUUCACAACAGCAAGACGGUUCCGUUUUGGAAAACAAAACAAAUUCACACCACCAUCAUCACGUGUUGCCAUCAUCAUCAAAUCCUCCUCCACCAACAACAGGACAACAAUCAUAUUACAAUAAUCAACAAAAUAGGAUGCAAUCACCACAUGUGAAUACUAAUACUAAUACUAAUAACAAUGGACAGUGUGGUAGUGAACAAACUAUGUAUUCAAAUAUAGUUUAUAGAUCAACAACAAAUCAAACGUUUGCCGUGGAUCCUUCUCCCAAUAAUUCUUUAAAUAUGAUGGGUCAACAACAACAAUCAAAUCCAUCAUCACUUAGCCACAAUCAGAUGACUGAUCAUUCCUACUCAAAUAACGGUAAUAAUAUUACAUCACAACAACAAUAUCAUCAAAAUAAUGUUAUUUCGAUGAUUGAAAAUGAUCAACACAUUAAAAGACUUGUGGAGAGGAUGACAUGUCACAUGCAUGAAAUGUUAGAAUUUGAGUUGCAUCUUUCUAAUAGUGAUAUGCGACAGCUAUUUUCAGAUGGUUAUUACAAUCCAUCCUUGUUAUCUGCGACAGGCACUACCUCAAAUUCCACAAUAGCAAAUAAUUUAAAUUCUUGUGGAAAUUAUGAUUCAGUGAACAGUAAUACUGCCACUUCUGCUACUGUUAAUACUGGUGUUAAUUCUUCUGAAGGAUCUAUAUUGAAUGGUGUAUCAUCGAGCAGUUCUUCUGCAAAUAAUAAUAGUAAUUUAACUCGAAUUGACUAUAUUAAAUGCACACCAAAUGGAGUUUUUACAAAUUUUGAAAGUGGAAAGAGUACUGAUUCAACCAGUUCUGCAUCUUCUUGUGGAAGAAAUUCACCAGAUACUUCAGAAACACAAGGUUUAACAUGGUAUGAAAAUCAGCAAGUAGUUCUUCAUUUAUGGGUGAAAAUUAAGGAACAAACUCUGAAUCAAUUUAAAACAAUUUUCGAUGAUUUUUCAUCUGGUAAUUUAAAUCCUUCCAUUAUUUCACCAAUCAAAUACCAAAUACUCUAUAAGAAUGCUGAAUUUACAGCAAAGGAAGUGCUAGUUCAUGAAUUUUCUCUAGAUCCAAUUCAAUGCUAUCAGAAAUAUUUAAAGAAUAAUGAACAGGAGGAAAAACCAGUGGAUUCAUUCUUGGUCUACUCUCGUAAUUUGGAUUUCUCUUUGGAAAGAAAGACAGUCAAGGUUGUGAACAAGAGAUUGAAAGUUAGAUUUGAAAUGAUUGCACUCCCGUAUCUAAGUGAACUACAGCAACAACAACAACAACAACAGACACGAAUUUCACUCUUGCUUAGUCCAACUAUUGUUUGCCUUACUGCACGUUCCUUCUUCUUCGACAAACGGAGAAUCAAGACUGCAAAAGGUACUCUCACAGGAAAUCCAACAAGUAUCAGUGCAACCCCUCAAGGUGGAGGAGGUUAUGGUGGUUUGACUUCCUCUAAUUCUGGAUCUUCUUCCUCUCCAAUCGGUGCCAAAUUAAGGCAAGUGGCCUCUUCACUAAGCGAUGGCGCUAACACCAAAUCAAAUUCCUUAAUUUGUGAUGAAUCCCCUUCAGUUACCUUUUCGCAACAUUCGGCGAAUCAUUCACAUGCUUACAAUCCAUAUCCCCCAACACAUACACCUCAUCAUACAACAACAACAUACCACCAGCAAACACCACCUUUAAGGGAUUCUAGAAACCAAUUGUCUCAGCUUGCCAAUAACAGCAGUAUUUCACACCAACAACAAUCACCACAACACUAUAACGUGGUGGUGUCGCCCUUGCAUCCAGAACAAGCCCCUUCACCGUAUUAUAUGGAUGGUUAUAAGAAUCAUCAACCACCUCAACGUCAUUCGAAUCAAUCAUUUAAUCAUGUUUCUGGUAGUCCUGCUGCAUCCUCUGCUGGUGGAGGACAUGGUUAUUAUUCAAACAAUCAACCUAUUAACCAUGCAGUAAGUUCAUCUUUUGGAACACCUCCACAACAACAAUCAACCUAUAGGCCAAGUUACAGUGCAAGUUCCUUAAUAUUUGAUAGUAAUAAUGUUAAUGGUAACCCUUCUCAAAAUAAUCAUUAUUAUUCACAACAACAACAUCCAUCAGAGGUUAGAUCUUCUUCUGGAAGCCCACCAUAUCCAACCCAAUCACACCAGUCUCAUGUAAAACAAUCACCUGUGUCCACUGGAUCCUCUUCAUUACCUUCUCUUUCCUCAAUUUUCUCUAAUUCACCAAUGACUGCACCGCCACCACCUAAUAACAGAUCAAGUCCACCCUCAAGUAUGAUCAAUCCUCAACAACAACAACAAGUUUUUAAAAGUGAAACAUCUUCAUUUCCCAUCUCUAAUCCACACGGUCCACCUCCACCACAACCAAUUCCUCAAACCUCCAACAAUAGAAAUCAAUUUUAUCAAUUAAGCAUUCCAGUUCACUCUCUCCCUUCUGAUUUUAUGGACAUGCACGAUUCUAAUGAAAUAUUGGUGAAUGACUUUUUGGAAUUUGUCCACAACAAAUAUCGAAAAGCACCAAGAAAUUUUGCUAAAUUACAAUAA